Molecule: messenger RNA, 2241 nt
Organism: Apodemus sylvaticus (European woodmouse)
Lineage: Eukaryota; Metazoa; Chordata; Mammalia; Rodentia; Muridae
Gene: Rhbdd2
Product: rhomboid domain containing 2
Exons: 4
Coding region: 54-1136 (360 amino acids)
Cellular component (GO): membrane
Molecular function (GO): serine-type endopeptidase activity
Source: RefSeq, a predicted model, not a curated record
UUGCCGAGGGAGGCGGGGAGUGCCGAGGCGGCACGCGGGAAGGUCUCGCGGCCAUGGCGGCCCGGGGUCCCGCGAGUCGCUUCUGGUGCUCGCGUCCCGAGGUGCCCUCCGCCACAUUCUUCACCGCCCUGCUCUCGCUGCUGGUGUCGGGCCCCCGCCUGUUCCUGCUGCAGCCGCCUCUGGCACCCUCGGGGCUGUCUCUGCGCUCCGAGGCCCUGCGCAACUGGCAAGUUUACAGGCUGGUGACCUACAUCUUCGUCUACGAGAGCCCGGUCUCCCUGCUCUGUGGCACCGUCAUCAUCUGGCGCUUUGCUGGCAACUUCGAGAGGACCGUGGGCACCGUCCGCCAUUGCUUCUUCACCUUGAUCUUUACCAUCUUCUCCGCCAUCAUCUACCUGUCAUUUGAGUCUGUGUCGUCACUGUCUAAGCUGGGGGAGGUGGAGGAUGCCAGAGGGUUCACCCCGGUAGCUUUCGCCAUGCUGGGAGUCACCUCAGUCCGCUCCCGCAUGAGGCGGGCCCUGGUGUUCGGCGUGGUGGUGCCGUCCGUCCUGGUUCCGUGGCUGCUGCUGUGUGCUUCCUGGCUUAUACCUCAGACCUCCUUCCUCAGUAACGUGUCUGGCCUUCUGAUCGGCCUGUCGUAUGGCCUCACCUACUGCUACUCCCUGGACCUCUCUGAGCGAGUAGCCCUGAAGCUUGAUCAGACAUUCCCCUUCAGCGUCAUGAGGAGGAUUCCCUUGUUCAAGUACAUCUCCGGUUCUUCUGCGGAGAGGAGAGCAGCCCAGAGCCGGAGACUGAACCCUGCACCUGGCUCCUACCCCACACAGAGUUGCCACCCUCAUCUGACUCCUAGUCAUCCUGUCACCCAGAUGCAGCAUGCCAGUGGCCAGACACUGGCCUCCUGGCCUGGACACAUGCCCAGCCUACCUCCAUACCAGCCUGCUUCCGGCCUGUGCUAUGUGCAGAACCACUUCGGUCCUAACCCCAGUGCCUCCAGUGUGUACCCAGCUUCUGCAGGGACUUCCCAGGGGGUGCAGCCUCCCUCCCCCAUCAGCUGUCCUGGCAUGGUGUAUUCCGGGGCCCUGGGCACCCCGGGGGCUACAGGCUCCCAGGAGUCUUCCAAGGUCGCCAUGCCCUAAGCAAUCUACAGAGGGGACUUCCACCAUGUUGGACAGAGACAGGUUCUAUCUGAGAAUUGAAGAAUUAUUUAUUGAAGCCAGGGCAUGCCAGCCUGUCAUUCCAGCUGCUUGGGGGGUUGAGGCUAAUGGAUCAAAAGGUCAUGGUCCGCCUGGGCUCCAGCGCAAGUUCAAGGCCAGCCCCAGACUGUAUAACAAGGCCCUGUCAGAAUUAAUAACGAUAGCUGGGACUGAGGCUCCGUGGUGGAGUGCUUACUUAGCAUGAUUAAGGCCCUGAGUCCUCAGCUCCACACGAACAAGAAGAAUUACUAAGUAGAUACCUACGGGAGUCAGCUCUGCUGAGGUCUUUGAUAAAUGUCCCUGUGUCUGUAUCGUUUCUCCUCAAGGCAGCUCUAGAAAGCAAAGUUUACUAGCCCAGCUUUCAGGACAAAAGAUAAAGCUGGACCUGCCGAGAUAGGCCUGCAGUCUCAGCCAUGAGCAAGGUCAUCAGAAGUUAAGGUCAUCCCCAUCUACACAGGGGGUCUGAGGCUAGCCCCCAGGCAAAUGUGGGGAUUCACAGUACCAUGGAGUCUUGAGGCUCCAGAGAUGCCGCCAGGCUUCCUGGUCCCUAAUCCAGCGUCCUGACCGAGAAGGCGCUGUGGUCACCGGCUGCCAGCGACUCUUGCUGUCCUACCCAUCCUGCCCUGCUCGGUGCCCGUGGGUCCUUGCUUGUGUCUGGUGUGACUGUGUACCGGGCAGUUGUGUAACGUCUUCCCUGCAGCCAUCUCUGAUACUGCCUGACUGGUGACCUGCAGCAGCAGGCUGGCCAUCCGCCCUGUGAGUUACCUCUGUAUAAUACCCAGCCUCCAAUCUGCCAGUGGGGCGUGGCUUACUGUGUUCAGCCCAGGGUGGAUAGUGUAGGGGGCAUGGAGACAAAAAGCUGUGAGGAGCCAGAGUCACAUCCAGUCUGUCGCCUGUGCUUGGCAGUGUGUAGUGAGGACCUGACCAGGGUGGGUGGAAACGGUGAAGUCCAGAGUCGGUCAACCCAGAGAUACAGUCGGGUACAGCAAGCUAGUGAGAGGCGGUCUCGUAAAAGGAUUUUCUUUUUAAUAAAAAUAAGCUGAGCAUG